Messenger RNA from Oncorhynchus mykiss (rainbow trout), 2164 nucleotides. RefSeq names its product hexokinase-4. Gene Ontology annotation, biological process: carbohydrate phosphorylation; glucose metabolic process; regulation of insulin secretion. Gene Ontology annotation, molecular function: ATP binding; D-glucose binding; glucokinase activity. Lineage: Eukaryota; Metazoa; Chordata; Actinopteri; Salmoniformes; Salmonidae. Gene Ontology annotation, cellular component: cytosol; mitochondrion. The record is from RefSeq and is a predicted model, not a curated record.
GUCCUCAUUCAACUGUAUUUACAGUCCACUGGCUCUGCAGACUCACACUCUCCAUACUCCCUAGAUACACACAGAGAGUAAUUUGUAAGGCUAGAAAAGAUGCCGUGUGUCAGCUCCUACACGGGCCAGAUGGGGAAGAUGCCUUGUAACCUCAGCUCUGUGCUAGAGACAGCCCUCAUGGUGGAGCAGAUUCUGUCGGAGUUCAGGUUGAAGAAGGAGCAGUUGAAGGAGGUGAUGAAGAGGAUGAUGAGGGAGAUGGACCGGGGACUGCGGGUAGAGACGCACCAGGAGUCCAGCGUCAAAAUGCUACCCACCUAUGUCUACUCCACUCCUGAGGGAUCAGAGGUGGGGGAUUUCCUGGCCCUGGACCUGGGGGGGACUAACUUCCGUGUGAUGUUGGUGAAGGUGGGGGAGGAUGAGGAGAGGGGGUGGAAGGUGGAGACCAAACACCAGAUGUACUCCAUCCCUGAAGACGCAAUGACAGGCACGGCUGAGAUGCUCUUUGACUACAUUGCAGAGUGUAUAUCGGACUUCCUGGACAGACACCACAUCAAACACAGGAAGCUUCCUCUGGGUUUCACCUUCUCCUUCCCCGUACGACAUGAGGACAUAGACAAGGGCAUCCUACUGAACUGGACCAAAGGGUUCAAGGCUUCUGGAGCCGAGGGUAACAACGUGGUGGGACUACUGAGAGAUGCCAUCAAGAGGAGAGGGGACUUUGAGAUGGACGUAGUUGCCAUGGUGAACGAUACAGUUGCUACCAUGAUAUCUUGCUACUAUGAGGACCGCAGCUGCGAAGUGGGAAUGAUUGUGGGUACUGGGUGUAACGCAUGCUACAUGGAGGAGAUGAGGACAGUGGAGCUGGUGGAGGGAGAAGAGGGGAGGAUGUGUGUGAACACAGAGUGGGGGGCCUUCGGUGCCAACGGAGAGCUAGAGGAAUUCAGACUGGAGUACGACAGGGUGGUGGAUGAGACAUCACUCAACCCUGGACAACAACUCUACGAGAAGUUGAUCAGUGGGAAGUACAUGGGAGAGCUGGUGAGGGUGGUAUUGUUGAAGCUGGUGAAUGAAGAGCUGCUGUUUAACGGGGAAGCCUCUGACCUGCUGAAGACUCGCGGCAGCUUUGAGACGCGCUAUGUCUCCCAGAUAGAGAGUGACUCUGGUGACAGGAAGCAGAUCUACAACAUCCUGUCCACGCUGGGCGUGUUGCCCUCGGAGAUGGACUGUGACAUAGUGCGUCUGGCGUGUGAGAGCGUGUCCACGCGGGCAGCACAUAUGUGUGGAGCGGGGUUAGCCGCCGUAAUCAAUCGCAUGAGAGAACGCCGCAGCCAGGAGGUGCUGAAGAUCACCGUGGGCGUUGACGGCUCCGUCUACAAACUCCACCCCUGUUUCCAAGACAGGUUCCACAAAGUUGUACGUGAGCUGACGCCUCACUGUGACAUCACCUUCAUCCAAUCAGAGGAAGGGAGUGGCCGGGGGGCAGCACUUAUCUCUGCAGUAGCCUGUAAGAUGGCAGCGUGCAUGCUGACACAGUGAGAGGGUCGUAACAGCCUCCCACCUAUAGGGGGUGAUACAGGUGAACCAGGCUGAACUGAACCCCCACAGUAAAUGACUCUGGAGAAUCUCAAUUGGUUUUGCUCAACUCGCAUCCUCUCCUCCAUCCUCACCUCGCCUCCUUUUGAAAAAGGUCAACGGUAAUCGAGGAGAGGAAGGGAGGAAACAUGGAAACAAAUGACGUUUACAGAGGCGUAAAGUAGUAAAAACUAAUGUAGCUAGUUGUGCUAGACAUUUUAUAGAUAAAACUACAAGUAUUGUUUUGAAAUAUGUGCAUGCUUUCUCCUCCAAGUGAACAACAGCUGAAUCAAAGGGGGCAGAUUUCAAAACUCUGCCGCGGAGGAUGCGCUUCAGUAUCCUUCGCGAGAGGAAGCUAUAGAAGUGAGGAGGACACUCCUCUGUUCGCCUACAAACAAAUUAACUCUCUCCUUGACCACUUAUCGGUUUCCAGGUCGCACAGGAGAGGAGGACAGAAGAGUCGAGGAGAGGAUGGACUGUUGUCCAAUUAAGAACCCCCUCCCAUCUAAUGUCACCCAACCCUUUUUUCGAGGCCCUCACAGAGUAAAGCAUCCCUCCUCACUGGUGAGAGAGGGAAUAUAUGUGUGGAGAA